This is a messenger RNA of Bombina bombina (fire-bellied toad), 1520 nucleotides long. RefSeq names its product oocyte zinc finger protein XlCOF6.1-like. The record is from RefSeq and is a predicted model, not a curated record. Gene Ontology annotation, molecular function: DNA-binding transcription factor activity, RNA polymerase II-specific; RNA polymerase II cis-regulatory region sequence-specific DNA binding. Gene Ontology annotation, biological process: regulation of transcription by RNA polymerase II. Lineage: Eukaryota; Metazoa; Chordata; Amphibia; Anura; Bombinatoridae. The coding region runs from base 66 to 1175 and encodes 369 amino acids. The transcript has 4 exons.
ACAUUAAUACUGACGUAGAUGUUAAAACAGAAGAUCUGAGUGUAACGUGUCAGCUGGAAGCUCCAAUGCAGGAAUUGUGUGACCGUGACAAUGAAGGUGAAAAAGAUGCUAACAUUUUAUGUAACACAGAACAAGCAGAAGAUCAGGGGCUAGCAAAUAUGCCAGAAGCUGCAAAGCAGGAAAUAUGUGACAAUAUAAGUACAGGUGAAAACGAUGCUAAGAUUUCAUGUAACAUGGGACAAACAGAAGAUCAGUGGCUAAGAAAUGUCCAACCAUCAGAGCAGGAAAUUUGUGCCAAUAUAAGUACAGGUGAAUUCACAAACUGCAUUAAUCCUAGUCAUGAUCAGAGUGCAGAUGCUUCUUUACAUCUUCUUCAUACAGGAGAAAAGCCAUUUUCCUGUCCUAUAUGUGGGAAAUGUUUUAACUGUAAAACAAUUCUUCUUGCUCAUCAGAAAAUGCAUACAGGAGAAAAAGAAUUUUCAUGUUCUGAUUGUGGGAAAUGCUUUAAUCAGAAAUCAAAUAUUAUUCGGCAUCAGAAAAUUCAUAAAGGGGAGAAAGGAUUUUCGUGUCCUGACUGUGGGAAAUUUUUUAAUUGGAAAUCAUAUCUUCUUAACCAUCAGAAAAUGCAUGCAGGAGAAAAAGCAUUUUCGUGUUCUGACUGUGGAAAAUGUUUUACUCGGAAAUCAACUCUUCUUUUGCAUCAAAAAAUUCAUACAGGGGAGAAAGCAUUUUCAUGUUCUGACUGUGGGAAAUGUUUUACUCGGAAAUCAAAUCUCAUUACACAUCAGAAAAUGCAUACAGGAGAAAAAGCAUUUUCGUGUUCUGACUGUGGAAAAUGUUUCACUCAGAAAUCAACUCUUCUUAUGCAUCAAAAAAUUCAUACGGGGGAGAAAGCAUUUUCGUGUUCUGACUGUGGAAAAUGUUUCACUCAGAAAUCAACUCUUCUUAUGCAUCAAAAAAUUCAUACGGGGGAGAAAGCAUUUUCAUGUUCUGACUGUGGGAAAUGUUUUACUUUGAAAUCAAAUCUCAUUAAACAUCAGAAAAUUCAUACAGGGGAGAAAGCAUUUUCGUGUUCUGACUGUGGAAAAUGCUUCACUCAGAAAUCAACUCUUCUUAAACAUCAAAAAAUUCAUACGGGGGAGAAAGCAUUUUCAUGUUCUGACUGUGGGAAAUAAUUUACUCAGAAAUCAACUCUUAUGCAUCAAAAAAUUCAUACAGGGGGGAAAAGGAUUUCCAUGUUCUGACUGUGGAAAAUGUUUUAUCCUGAAAUCAUAUCUUAUUAGGCAUCAGAAAAUUCAUACAGGGGAGAAAGCAUUUUUAUAUUCUGACUGUGGGAAAUGUUUUACUCUGAAAUCACAUCUGCUUAGCCAUCAGAAAACGCAUACAGUAGAAAAAGCAUUUUCGUGUUCUGACUGUGCGAAAUGUUUUACUCAGAAAUCACAUCUUAUUAGGCAUCAGAAAACUCAUAUUAAAAGAAAUCAGAGUUUAACCUCCUAAGUGCAAAGGAAUAAUAUGGUAGU